AUGUCCGUUAUCAAAAAUGUCGUCGUGGCCGGGGCCUCCGGGAUUCUUGGGGCACCGGUCCUAAACGCCCUCCUGGAUUCCAAGCAAUUCAAUGUAUCUGUCUUGACUCGACACGAUUCGAAGUCCCAGUUCUCCUCGGACGUCCGAGUAAUCCCAGUCCAUUACGACAACCGAGCAGAGCUUACUACCGCCCUGCAAGGCCAGGAUGCCGUGGUUUCGACCUUGAGCUCUGCUGCGCUGGGCUUCGAGAUCCCACUGAUCGAUGCAGCUAUCGCCACCGGGGUCAAGAGGUUCAUCCCUUCGGAAUUCGGCUCGGACACGGACAAUGCCAAGUCAUCUACUUUGCCCGUAUAUCAGACCAAGGUCGCCGUCGACAAAGCUCUCCAGCAAAAGGCCCGAGAGUAUCCCAACUUCAGCUACACCUCUAUUCGCAACGGUGUCUUCCUGGACUGGGGUCUGGCCUUUGGCUUCCAUGUCAACUUCAAGUCCGAGAACCCAGUCUUCUACGAUGGUGGAGAUAGGCCCUUCAGCAGCACUACCCUGGCCACAAUCGGGAAAUCUGUCGUCAGUGUCUUGACGCAUCUUCAAGAGACUAAGAACAAGGCGAUCUUCGUUCAUGAUCUUGUGACCACCCAGCAGCAGGUGCUUUCUAUCGCCCGGAAGAUCGCCCCCGCGCGCAAGUGGGAGCCAGUGACUGUGAGCACGGCCGACCUAGAGGCCCAGUCGCAGGAGCAAUAUUCCAAGGGGAUUAUCAGUCUGGAAUCAUCGCUGGGAUUCCUGACUCGGGCUGUUUUUGCUGAGGGGUAUGGGGGUAGAUUCAAGCAUGUUGAUAAUGAGCUGCUGGGCAUUGGAUUCAAAACCGAGGCGGAUCUGGAGGAGUUGGUGAAGGCGACAUUAACCGGAUCGGCAGCAUAA
This is a messenger RNA of Penicillium alfredii, 915 nucleotides long. RefSeq names its product aromatic alcohol reductase. The coding region runs from base 1 to 915 and encodes 304 amino acids. Lineage: Eukaryota; Fungi; Ascomycota; Eurotiomycetes; Eurotiales; Aspergillaceae. Gene Ontology annotation, molecular function: oxidoreductase activity. The record is from RefSeq and is a predicted model, not a curated record. The transcript is spliced from 2 exons.